Molecule: messenger RNA, 598 nt
Organism: Gasterosteus aculeatus aculeatus (three-spined stickleback)
Lineage: Eukaryota; Metazoa; Chordata; Actinopteri; Perciformes; Gasterosteidae
Gene: hspb11
Product: heat shock protein, alpha-crystallin-related, b11
Biological process (GO): multicellular organism development; intraciliary transport
Cellular component (GO): intraciliary transport particle B; cilium; centrosome
Source: RefSeq, a predicted model, not a curated record
CUAUGCUAGUUUAAGCGUAAUAGACUUCUCCUAGACCCGUCAACGAAACCAGUUAUUGUAUAACAUUGUCGAAACUGAUAUUUUCUGCAAGAAGACAGAGAUCACAAUCGUUGUUGUGUGAGUCACUGAAGAAUCUUGCCCGAAGAUGAUCGACUCCUCUCUUAGUUCUUUGGGUGCAGAAGUUGUCCUCGCUACGUCCAGCGAUAAUAAUCACCCACCAGAAAACAUCAUUGACGGAAACACUAACACGUUUUGGAUGUCAACCGGGAUGUUUCCUCAAGAAUUCAUCAUUCGCUUUGCUCAAUCCACUCCGGUGUCCGCUGUGACAGUGGACAGCUAUAAUGUCAAGCAUCUACAUAUAGAAAAGAACACCUCACAAAAUGUCUCCCAAUUUGAGUUUGUUACAGAGCAAGAAUGUAAACAUACGGAGGGACAUCUUCAGUCAAAUACUAUUUUGCUAAAUGGAAGCGAUGCAACCCACCUCCGUUUUGUCAUCACUUCUGGAUAUGAUCACUUUGUCUCAGUGCACAGAGUCAGUGUACAAAAUGCACACACAUGAUUUUUGUGAAUUAAAGACCUAUAUGUAUGUAUGACUUUA